UUUCGGCAUGGAGGAAAUUUAUGCUAAGUUUGUGUCACAGAAAAUCAGCAAGACCCGCUGGCGACCGGUACCUCCGGGGAGCCUGCAGACCACGGAGACUUUCGCCACGGGCUCUUGGGACAAUGAGGAAAAUUAUGUUUCACUGUGGUCUAUUGGAGAUUUUGGGAACUUGGACUCUGAUGGAGGAUUUGAAGGAGACCAUCAGUUAUUGUGUGAUAUCAGACACCAUGGUGAUGUAAUGGAUUUACAAUUUUUUGACCAGGAAAGAAUUGUAGCUGCUUCAUCAACAGGAUGUGUAACAGUUUUCCUUCACCAUCCGAAUAACCAGACUCUGUCCGUCAGCCAGCAGUGGACAGCAGCUCAUCACCACACGGGUCCGGGCAGUCCUUCCUGCAGCAGUGCGCCAUGCACAGGUGUUGUGUGCAGCAACCCAGAAAUUGUCACAGUUGGAGAAGAUGGUCGAAUAAAUCUCUUCAGAGCUGAUCACAAGGAAGCUAUAAGAACUAUAGACAAUGCAGAUAGCAGUACACUCCAUGCUGUAACCUUCCUUCGAACUCCUGAGAUUCUUACAGUAAAUUCAAUUGGACAGUUAAAAAUAUGGGAUUUUAGACAACAGGGAAAUGAGCCCUCUCAGAUAUUAUCACUGACUGGUGACCGAGUGCCACUCCACUGUGUUGAUAGACAUCCCAACCAGCAGCAUGUUGUAGCUACCGGUGGUCAGGAUGGAAUGUUAAGUAUUUGGGAUGUUAGACAAGGUACAAUGCCCGUGUCUCUACUGAAGGCUCAUGAAGCUGAAAUGUGGGAAGUUCACUUUCACCCAUCCAACCCAGAUCAUCUAUUUACUUGUUCUGAAGAUGGAUCUCUCUGGCAUUGGGAUGCCUCCACAGAUGUACCUGAGAAAUCAUCACUCUUUUACCAAGGGGGAAGAAAUAGUACUUUUUUGUCUCAUAGCAUUAGUAACCAAGCUAAUGUUCAUCACGCUCUUAUAAGCUCCUGGCUCAUCACUGAUCCUACCAAAGACCGUAUUGAAAUCACAAGCUUGCUUCCCAACAGGACUUUGUCUGUGAACAGUUUGGAUGUUUUAGGUCCUUGUCUUGUUUGUGGAACCGAUGCAGAAGCAAUUUAUGUUACUAGACAACUUUUCUCAUGAAGAUACUAAAAGAUUUCAUGUGAAACAUACAGUUAUAGCCUUUCAAAUUCCAGCUUCUCUAUGCAAAUUUUUAUUAUUGGAAAAUGUGAAAUUUGCAGGGGAAGCAUCCAUAAAUUAUUUUUAAUUUUGAUGCCCAGUUUCAGCUUUUGUUAGUUGAAUAUUCUUCUAGUAGUUAGUAGCUAGAGUCUGAUUAAUGACUGAUGGCAAAAGAAUUGGACCGUGUGGAAGAACAUCAGACGGAUCCUUGUGCUGAUAAAUGCACUGCCUUCAGCACAGUUCUGGACAGCUCAUGGGACCAACUCUUCAUUUUUGAUGUUGUAGGGCUCGAAAAUGUCAAACCACCAAUGGGUUCCUAUCCUUUUUAUCCACGGUAUGCGGGGUAUACCCCUCCCUGGUGGCCUUAGCUAGUAUUUAUUCUUUUUACUACAAGUAUUUUCUUCAGUUCUUCCACAUUUUAUUUCCUUAAUAAUUUUUGUAUACUUUUUUCAGAAAGAAUUGAGAACAAAAAUGGCAAAAUUUUUGUAGUGUUCAAAUUUUUUUAAAGGUGAAAAUGUUUUGACAGUUUCCUUUAUUAGAAUGGGUUUGAACAGAACUGUCAACUCCUUAGACCCAACUUUAUUCCUCUUGAAAAGAAAAAAGAUAAGUACAUUUUUCCUAAGGAUUUUUGCUUUUAUUUAGUUUUACAACGUAGUUGAAAAUUGCUGAGUUGGACAUUGUGCAAUAAAAUAGGAUUUGACAUUGAUAAUGAGCUGACUUACAAACUAAAAUUUGAUAGGUAACAUGCAGAGACUAGUAUGAUGAUGUGGUAGGAGAACAGAGUUUUGCCAUCUUUAUUUUUAAUGUUAAUGAUGACCUAACAUGCAGUGUUUUAAGACAAUUUUAUGAUAUUGUCUUUCUAAAGUUUGUUAAAUUAAAUGCAUUAUUGAACUGUUAAGACCUUAAUGACAAAUCACUCCUAUUACACAACUGAAGUAUAUGUUUAUUUACUUUACAAUUCCAACAAUUACUAUG
Eubalaena glacialis (North Atlantic right whale) is the source of this 2161-nucleotide messenger RNA. It is a transcript of the gene NUP43, whose product is annotated as nucleoporin 43. Gene Ontology annotation, cellular component: nuclear pore outer ring. The record is from RefSeq and is a predicted model, not a curated record. Lineage: Eukaryota; Metazoa; Chordata; Mammalia; Artiodactyla; Balaenidae. The transcript has 8 exons. The coding region runs from base 8 to 1150 and encodes 380 amino acids. Gene Ontology annotation, molecular function: protein binding.